AUGGCAGGAAUCGGAUACCUCAGAGCAGCGACUGUGUUUCUUUCACUAUUUAUUCUUCCUGAACUCAGUUUCGCUGCUCCGAAUCCUUCAGGAUUCCGCCUCAGGCUCAUCCCAAGGGACUAUCCGGGCUCCCCUCUAAAUCCUGGAAACCUCACGGAGCUCGAAAGAGAGAGAUUUAUUAAUUACUUUAAUGGUAGAGGUACACAAGGACGAUUGCAUUCAAAUACAGCCAAUUCUUCAUCGUUCAACGACAGAAAAUUUGUAACCCCUCUGUAUCGUGAUACGUUCUACUACAUUGGCGAGUUUUCGAUCGGAUCAGAACCAGCGAAUGUGACAGUGUAUCUAGUUAUAGACACUACCAGUAGCUUAAUUUGGAUGCAGUGUCAGCCCUGCAAAAAUUGUUACCAUCAACAACUUCCCAUGUACAAUUCUCAAGCUUCCAAAUCUUACAGCAAGGUUUCUUGUGAAGAUCCAUAUUGUUCAAAAAGCUCCGGUUUCGAAUGUGUAAAUGAUGAAUGUGUCUACAAAGCUCACUACGAUGAAGGUGGCUCUACAAACGGUAUCUUAUCGCGGGAAUCAUUUACCUUCCAAACUGAUAAUAAAGGCGGCAAUUUAACCGUCCCCGGCGUGGUGUUCGGCUGCUCCAAUGAUAACCAAAAUUUCCCGCAGUUCGAAAGAGAUGGAAUCAUUUCUGGUGUUAUGGGAUUAAGCUUAUCUCCAGAAUCGCUGUUCGGCCAGUUGUCGAAUGUGAUGCAGAAUGUUUUCUCUUAUUGCAUUGUUCCUUUCUCUCCAAUGCUGCAGCAUCCGAGUAUUCUGAGGUUUGGCAAGGAUGUUCAUAUACCAAAUCGACCAAUUUCAACAGUCCGAUACUAUAUCAUGGAAGAGAAUUAUAAUUAUUACUUGACUUUGAAUGAUAUAAGUGUUGGAGAAAGCAGGAUAGGAUUUCCUCCAGAAAUCUUCCUUCCGAACAAUUCCGGGAUCUUCAUCGAUCCAGGGACUCCAAUUACUCAGCUUGUCGCGGAUUCUACUGAUCGCCAUCCCAAUGUUUUACAUUAUGUGUUGCUAGAAUUCCAGGCUUACUUUGAUUCAUUCGGUCUCGUGCAAGUGAAUGGAACCGGACUUGGUUUCGACCUUUGUUACAACCAAACAGCAGAUUUUAAGCAAUAUCCGACGAUGACUUACCAUUUCGUAGGGGGAGACUGGAUAGUCGCCGGCGAACAUGUCAUCGUGAAUUUUAGUUCUGCAGGUUUUUUCUGUGUGGGAUUGACUGCAAGUCCGAAGGGUUAUAAAGACAAUAUUCUGGGAGCAGUUCAUCAGCAAAAUAAGCGCGUUAUUCAUAAUGGAAACCUCGGUGCAAUCCAGUUUUACCCAGAGCGCUGUGAUCAAGAUACUUUUUAG
Molecule: messenger RNA, 1398 nt
Organism: Pistacia vera
Lineage: Eukaryota; Viridiplantae; Streptophyta; Magnoliopsida; Sapindales; Anacardiaceae
Product: aspartic proteinase nepenthesin-1-like
Exons: 1
Coding region: 1-1398 (465 amino acids)
Cellular component (GO): extracellular region
Source: RefSeq, a predicted model, not a curated record